This is a messenger RNA of Linum tenue, 725 nucleotides long. NCBI's taxonomy places the organism in Eukaryota, Viridiplantae, Streptophyta, Magnoliopsida, Malpighiales, Linaceae. The record is from the annotation of a GenBank genome assembly.
CAAUCUCAUCCCUUGAUAUAUAAUUGUUUCAUAGUAAAUAAAAAAAAAAUCAACCAAAAAAUCAAUCCCUCUAUAUAUAAUCUUAGCCAUGUCGUCCACGGCAUGAGGCACUUCCCCCGGCACGAUGACAACCGGUGGGUCCCGAGGGGACUGGUCCUACAAUUUCAUCAUCACCUUAUCCCAUCAGUGAUCUUUUUUGUACUCAAACUCAAACUCAUCAAUGUCGACUCAAAAUCCUACCUAAUAAACCUUCUGAUCGUAUGUAAGACAAUUGAAUCCGAUCCCAUACCCAUUACAAUUACAAUUACAAUUACAUGGGAUCCCCUCUUUCUAUUUAUUUCAGUCUUAUAUAUAGAUCAGCCUUUGGCGGCGGGACCUGACUUGCUUCCACAAGCUCCUACCCAAGGACAAUUCUUACCUGCGGACAGAGGACUCGGGAGAGAUCUAAGUAUGAAUCUUAUAACAUUCUCUAACAUAACACGAUUUAAUCGGGGAAAAAACGAUAUGUAGCUGCUUACCGCGUUGGAGGAGUUGGCGAGUGGACUCUGCUGGGACUGCGGAAGACAGGACGAGCACCAUGAACAGUACGGCUAUCAGUUGAACGAAAGGAAGAGCCUUUCUCAUCAUCAUCUUGACUGCUUCCAUAUCUCUUUGCUAUGAAAUAUAUGUCUGGGAGACGAGAGAGGUUUCAUAUAUAAUAACUGCAGGGAGGAGCGCUCUGCCCU